UUGGCUGUGGCUGUCAACAAAUAUAUUCAUAGGUUCUCAGGAUUAGAGUAUGGACACUGGAAGGGCCUUGUUCUGCUUACUGUCAGUAUAGAGAAGUCUAAGGACCAGGGUCUAGUUCUUGUGCCACCACAUUCCCAAGAACUUUUGAGAAUUCCAAUUAGCUUCCAGGCCAUUAGGAAGGUAUGUUUAUCAAGGUAAAGAAGAGGAUAGGAUAGAAUAGAAAACAAACCAUAUUCAACAGUUGUUGGCUUAUUUUGUAACUCUGAAGUUUUCAGAUACAUAGUAUGUAGGCCUCCAUCUACACUCUUGACAUCCACCCUGCAAAGCCAUAUGCAAGUGAGUGUUCAAGAUCCCGUUAUUUUCACCCCAGGGGAACUAGGCAGUAGGCUGCCACCACUCACACAGCUUUGAUGGGUGUACAGGACUACCUCUUCUGAACCUCCUGAGAAGUUGGCCGUCUCCACCUUCUGAAACCAAGUCUCCUCCCAUUCCACAUCUGCCCUGUGCAGUUGCCUCACAUCCACACCCUCCUCAGGGCUGUUUAGAUUUGUUCAUUAUGGAUUCACCCAAGAGUUGUUCAGCACCUCCACUGGAGCUUCAGAGAUGGCUUAGUCAUAGUCUGCCUGUGAGCUGGUGAGCGCACCAAAAAAACAAAAGGUGCCAUGACAGGGGCAGUAGGGACUAGGUAUCAGGGAUGGCUGCAGAGGUCACAUGGGCAGAUGGAUGGUGGUGAGUUUAGGUGGGGGCUUUUCAGAGGAAGUGGUUCUCAAAUUGUCUUAGCUAGGCCAGGAAGCUGAGGGCUGGAAUUUUGGGUGAAGUGAUAGAUCUUGAGGUCAGAGCAGGGCAAGUUUGGGGAAUCCCAAAUCUGUCAUGGUAACUAGAACAGAGGAGGAGGUGGAAGGAGGCAGACGUAGGCUUAAAACACGAAGGGCUCGAUUGAUCCUGAUGGACCACAACUUCAUAAGGAGCCUAAAUAGGAUUCAUUGUAACUUCAGCGCCUGGGAGAAGUCCAGCAUGGAGCAGGGGCUUAGUCAUUAUUUGCUGAAAGAAUGACAUAGGGGGGCGGGUCCUGGUGGCGCGGCCGGACAGACCCUAGCGGCAGGAGUCUGCGGGUGGUUUUUUCGGGGGUGGCAAGCCUGGAACGCACGCGGUGCUGUACAACAUGGCGGACGAGGAAGUAGUUAUUUUACCAAAGAAACAUAAGAAGAAAAAGGAGCGGAAGUCUUUACAAGAAGAAGAUAUAGCUGAAAUACAACAUGCUGAAGAAUUUCUUAUCAAACCAGAAUCCAAAGUGGCUCAGUUGGAUACAUCUCAGUGGCCCUUGUUGCUAAAGAAUUUCGAUAAGCUAAAUGUAAGGACAACACACUAUACACCUCUUCCUUGUGGUUCAAAUCCUCUGAAGAGGGAGAUUGGGGACUAUAUCAGGACAGGUUUUAUUAAUCUUGAGAAGACAGGACACAGUGGCACCUUGGAUCCAAAGGUGACUGGCUGUUUAAUCAUGUGCAUAGAACAUGCAACACGUUUGGUGAAAUCACAACAGAGUGCAGGCAAAGAGUAUGUGGGAAUUGUCUGGCUGCACAAUGCUAUUGAAGAGGGGACUCAGCUUUCUAGGGCCCUGUUCCAGCGACCCCCACUUAUUGCUGCAGUAAAGAGGCAACUCCAAGUGAGGACUAUCUAUAAAAGCAAAAUGAUUGAAUAUGAUCCUGAAAGAAGACUAGGAAUCUUUUGGGUGAUUUGUGAGGCUGGCACCUACAUUCGGACACUGUGUGUACACCUUGGCUUGUUGUUGGGAGUUGGCAGUCAGAUGCAGGAACUUCGGAGGGUUCGUUCUGGAGUCAUGAGUGAAAAGGACAAUAUAGUGACAAUGCAUGAUGUGCUUGAUGCUCAGUGGCUAUAUGAUAACCACAAGGAUGAGAGUUACCUGCGGCGAGUUGUUUACCCUUUGGAAAAGCUGUUGACAUCCCAUAAACGAUUGGUUUUGAAAGAUAGUGCAGUAAAUGCAAUCUGCUAUGGGGCCAAGAUUAUGCUGCCAGGUGUUCUCCGAUAUGAAGAUGGCAUUGAGGUCAACCAGGAGAUUGUGGUCAUCACUACCAAGGGGGAAGCAAUCUGCAUGGCUAUUGUGUUGAUGACCACAGCAGUGAUCUCUACCUGUGACCAUGGUAUAGUAGCAAAGAUCAAGAGAGUGAUUAGAGACACCUACCCUCGAAAGUGGGGUUUGGGUCCAAAGGCAAGUCAGAAGAAGCUAAUGAUCAAGCAAGGUCUUCUGGACAAGCAUGGCAAACCCACAGAUAACACUCCUGACACCUGGAAGCAGGAGUACAUUGACUACAGUGAUUCUGGCAAAAGAGAGGUGGUUGCUGAAGUAUUAAAAACCACACCUUUAGUUGCUGAAGUGGUAAAAGCCCCACAGGUAGUUUCUGAAGCUGUAAAAGUCCCAAAGCGGAAGCGAGAGAGUGAGAGUGAAAGUGAUGAGAACCCUCCAGCAGCUCCCCAGUUGAUCAAGAAGGAAAAGAAGAAGAAUAAGAAAGACAAAAAGGCCAAAGUUGCAUUAGAGCAUGGGGGCGAGCCUGGAGAUGGGGACAGUGACACCACAAAGAAGAAGAAGGAGGAGGAGGAGGAGGAGAAGGAGAAGAAGGAGAAGAAGAAGAAGAUCUUUUGUUUUGAGGGAGUAGAACAAAGGUUCUGGACACGGUAGAGAGUUCUGGCACAUUUUAGCUGCUACUUAAAACCUCAGUGAUACUACCUGUUGUGGUCAUCCCAUCUUGUCCUGUUUUAAGGAUGUGGGUGGAUAAAAAAAAAAAAA
Ictidomys tridecemlineatus (thirteen-lined ground squirrel) is the source of this 2803-nucleotide messenger RNA. The record is from RefSeq and is a predicted model, not a curated record. NCBI's taxonomy places the organism in Eukaryota, Metazoa, Chordata, Mammalia, Rodentia, Sciuridae.